Molecule: messenger RNA, 6721 nt
Organism: Entelurus aequoreus (snake pipefish)
Lineage: Eukaryota; Metazoa; Chordata; Actinopteri; Syngnathiformes; Syngnathidae
Gene: pcm1
Product: pericentriolar material 1
Exons: 39
Biological process (GO): centrosome cycle; microtubule anchoring at centrosome; protein localization to centrosome
Cellular component (GO): centriole; ciliary basal body; centrosome
Source: RefSeq, a predicted model, not a curated record
GCGGGUGGAUUUACUGCCACCUGCUGGUUGGCGACCAUAGCAGAAGGAUCCCACUAAAGGUUGACUGCGGCGUGUGGAGGGAAGUUUGCUGAAUUUUGUCACGAAACAAAUGAUUAUUCGUCUUCGGAUGGAUUCAGCGAGGCGUCACUGAGACUUUGUUUUAGUAGGGAUCAGACCGAAGCAACGACAGAGAUAGGAUGGCAACAGGAGGCACUCCUUUUGAUGACGGCUCGGACGAACUGCACAACUGGUCGGGCACUAAUGCCACCCUGGAGGACAGACUCAACAACAUGGCGUGGGGUGCACAGCAGAAGAAGGCCAACCGCUCCUCUGAGAAAAACAAAAAGAAACUGCCAACCGCUGUGGUGGAAAGCCGCCUGACCAAUGACAUCUCGCCUGACUCCACCCCUUGGAGCGGGCGCAGGAGACCCCUUCAAGUCAAGUACGCCACCCAGUGGUCUGUGCCUGACCAGGCGGAACUGGACAAGAUCCAUCAGAGGAUCAAUUUCUCAGAUUUGGAUGAGAGCAUCGGGAGCGACUCCCAGGGCCGCGUCACCGCAGCCAACAACCAGCGGCAACUGGCGGCCGAGAACAGGAAGCCUCACAACUUCCUGCCGCUGCACGUCAACACUAACAAGAGCAAGGAGCUGCUCCCACCCAUGUGCUCUUCCAACCCGCCAACUCCUGGCGUCCCCAGAGAGACUGAGCGACAGAGCCCAGCACCAAGGGAUGCGAUAACCCCCGCCGCUCCUGCCAAGGCAACACCAGCGAGGCUCAUGCGCGGCAGCGCCGAGAGAGGUCUGCUGGGCUGCGCUGACCACAAGGGACGAGAGACUGACGUUGACAACAGACAGACUGCACAGUUGGUGACCAAACUGGUGCAGGUGCGCGAGUACAUCAGGAAGGCCUGCUCCAUGCGCGAUGACCUGGUGGAGAAGAACGAUGUGCCAGCCAACGUGGAGCGCCUCUCUCAUCUCAUCGAGCACCUCAAGGAGCAGGAGAAGUCCUACUUGCGCUUCUUGCAGAAAAUACUGGCUCGGGAAAAUGAGGACGAGGACCUUAGGACCCAGGACUCUGCAGUGGGUUCUGGUUCUUUGGUAGAGAGCACGUCCCUGAACGCUGAUGUCAGGUCUUCAGAUGCCUCAAAUGCACCGGGCGGCUGGCCUGAAACGUCAAUGCGGGACCAGAAAGAAGAGCUUGAGAACUUCCGCAAGCAGCACGAGCUUCUGAAGAAGAUGCUAGAGCAGCAGGAGCAGCUCAGGGCUCUGCAGGGUCGACAGGAGGCACUGCUGGCCAUGCAACAUAGUGCAGAGCGGGCACUCGCCGUGAUUGAGGACGCAGCAGUUGUCACAGAAACCACCGGCAGUGUGUCAGGCCUGAGCAUCACCUCAGAGCUCAACGAUGAGUUAAAUGAUUUGAUCCAACGUUUCCACAACCAACUGAGGGACUCCCAGACCAAGUCGGUGCCUGACAACCGUCGCCAGGCUGAGAGCCUCUCACUCUCCAGAGAAGUGAGCUGGUCCAGGACUCCUCGGGCGUUUGGUCCACCCGAACACAGGCCCGUCCUUCACUCGGCCUCAGGCCCUCACUCUGGCCUCGACGCGGGAGCGACGGCUGCCAGUGUCAAACUCACCCACCUUCAAGAACUCCAGGAAAAGAAGGAAACUAUGGACAAGAUCCUGCAGGAGCUGCACUCCCUCCGAGACCAAACUCUAAACAACAGCUACAGUAAGAACGUUUUUUGUCAUAUUUAUUGUCAACCUUUGAGCAUCACUCCUUAAACAACAGGUGGUGUAUUUGGAGGUGGCGGCUUCUCGACGCAGCGCAGUUUGAGUACUGGAGGAUCAUCAGAUUGUCCAUCUGCUAUUUGCUCAAAUGGAGCCACAGCUGCUGCUUCCUUUCAUCCAUCGCACGCACAAUGUGACGAUAGUUCCAACCCUGCAGACAAACUCAGGGAGCUGAAGGAGGUCCACAAACGUUUUAACGAGCUACGGGAAUUGGUGCAGUACUUUGAGCAGACCUCUGAUAUGAUGGUGGACGCGGUUAAUGAAAAUGUGAAAGAGGAGGAGGAGGACGAGGAGGAGGAAGAGACGGAGGAUGGCUCCAUAGAGGCCAUGUUUGACUGUGACCAAGAGAAUCGGCAACCGCCGACUAACAUCAGAAACCCACAGCGCAGCGGAAACUGGAGCGACUUGAACGGCCAUGGCAACCACCGCGCCGUCUCAAGUAACGCCAUCAACAACCGCAACAGCCGACUCAACACAGAGUGUGAGAUCAACAACCGGUCAGCGGCCAACCUCCGCAGCUUCAAUAUCCCCUCAGCCAUUGAGUGCCAGUACAACACGGACACCGCAUACAACUGGAUGAAGGAUGAAGAUGGUCUCAAUAACGACGAGGGCGCACAUGCUGAUGUUCCAGAUGAAGAGGCGUCGGGGUCACAAUCGAGCAGCAGCCUCAUUUUUGGUGCCUCCCUCACUCAUGAGGUCCACCAGUACAAAGUCAAGCAGCAGCGUAAGCUUCAGGAGCUUGUUGCCAUGGUUCAGAGUGAUGACACAGACACAACAACCGCUAAUGAAGAGGAAGCUUUACACCAGCAGCAGAAUAACACAAGAGUUUGCGUUCGAGGCUCGCAGGCAGCUGCAUCGACACAGCAUCCCAGGGAAUCGGACGCCGUUCUCUACAGCAAGGCCAGGGAGAAGAUAUAUAAAGAGAAGCUUCGCAUGCAGAAGCAGGCGCUCAAACAGGUCCACGAAGAGAGUCGGAUGCUUUGCGAAAUUCAAGCCAAGAUCCAGGACCUCCAGCUGACUUGCCCUGACUUGCAGUCCUCAUUGUCCAGCCAAGUGAGUGACCAAUGUUUGCCAUGGAAGAUCCCGGCUGCGGCUUCGACCCCGGUCGUCGUGCAGCCUACCUCCUCUGCACCCAAACCCAGUCCGCCGGGGCUCAAGCCCACCGCUCCAGAAGCUGCGGCUACUUCAGUCACCGACAACGAGCAGCUGUGGUCGGAGAUGCGUCGUCACCAGAUCUUGCGAGAAGAACUGCGGCAGCGCCGUAAACACCUGGAGUCCUUAAUGGCUGAACAUCAGAGACGCAGCGGCAUCGCUUACUCCCCCUGUAGGACUAACGAGCAAGCGGGUUCCACCUCCGAGAUUGUCGGUAGUCGGGAUGAAAGGACAAUGGCCACAUGGGGUUCCACUCCCUGCAAUAUGGAAGUGGAUGAGGACGAUGACUAUCACUCUGAGCAAACAGGAGAGAAAGACGGCAGCUCUGAGAGCGGCUCGGACAGCAGCUGUGAUGACAUCGUGCAUAUGUUCUCCCCUGGCAGUAUUCAGACAACAUACACCAAGAGAAAGAACCAAGAAUGUAACUCGAAGCCCCCGGCAGCCACUGGCCAGCAUCCAUCCCCUCAUGUUAAGACCAAGACUAAGCCACAGCAGCCACCUAGAAGUUCCAGCCAGUCUGCAAGCCAGCCUGCAAGCCAGCCUGCAGGUUCAAGGCGUCAAGAGAACCUGUGCUGGGCCUCCGAUCUCUCUGUCGCUGAGGGCUCCACACACUGGCAGGAGCAGAUAAACCAGCUCCAGAGACAACUAGACCACAGCACCAUGUGUCAAACACUCAUGCAGGACCAGCAGAUGAUGUCUUGCAUGAUGCAGAGCCUGAUUAGGGGUCCGCAGAGCAUGCCAUCCAACAGCCUGUCGUCACCGCAGGCCCACCUGGUCAUGCACCAGCUUAACCAGUGUUACACCCAAUUAGCUUGGCAGCAAAACAAUGUACAAAGACUGAAACAGGUGCUGAAUGAGCUCAUGCAGCAGCAGCAGCAGCAGCAGCAGCAGCAGCAGCAGCAGCAGCAGCAGCAGCAGCAGCAGAUGGAGCCUCAACAAACUUUGUCCUCUUCAACCCAAGGAUUUCACCCCUUUCCACUUUUCCCCACUGCGAUGGGCGAGUUCCCUCAGGGCGCAGCUUGUCACGCUAACCCGGACCAGCACAAGCAGAAUUUAGGCCCCAACACCUCCAUGAAAACAGAGUACAUGAGUUUCCCUCCGCCGCUGCAGCGCUCGCCUCUGAACAUGGCAGCAGACAGACGAGCACCAGCGUGGCCCAAUCACACAGGCCUGCAACAUCCUACUCAAACACCUCCCUCGUCCUCCGCCAUGCCGCCACACCGCUGCAGCCAGUCUCCUGUGGAGUGCGGCCGGGCUUCAGGGGGAAGCAUCAGCAGCUUGCCUGAUCAGGUGGACCCCACCACCAUCACGAAGACCUUCAAAGCCGGACGCAAGGCCUCCGCCCAAGCCAACCUGGCCUCGCGAAGCAAGACGCCCCUUUCUAAGAGUCGCCGCAGGAGGGGCAAAGGACUCAGCAAAAACAAUGAAGCAGGUCUGGAGAGCGACAGCCUGAGCAGCACGGCUGACUUUCACCAAGAGAGGGCAGUCUUGUCUCGCCACAAAGAUCAGCAUCUUUUGGACAAACUCACUCAGGAGAAACUCAACAGCAAAACUAAGCUUGGGAACAGACCAAAUGACCAUUCCUCUGCUUAUGCAUGGAGAACACCCUUCCUCUCUAACAGAAUUGCAUGCACAGAAGCAGCAGACACCAGCAGCGACUUCUGCCUCUUUGAGGCUCUGAGGGAGACCAUCUACUCCGAGGUGGCGACUCUGAUAUCCCAGAACGAGUCCCGGCCUCACUUUCUAAUCGAGCUCUUCCACGAGCUGCAGCUGCUUAAUACAGACUAUCUAAGGCAGAGGGCGCUCUAUGCUCUGCAGGACUUGGUGACCAGGCAUCUGGCUGAGAAGAGUGCCUCCCAGGAAAUGCCGCCCCUCGGAGCAGCGUCUUGGACCGGAGGCUCUCAUUCUGAACUUACGCCCAGUGAAAGCCCCACAACCAGCGAUGUCGAAGUGAUGGAGGAGAACUUGAAGAAGAGAGAUGGCGCAGAGUCUGUGGGUAAUGACAGCACUGUGUCUUCUAACAACCUGGAUCCAUUUGCCAAAGACGACCCGGGCAACACCGUCAUCCAUUUGGAUUAUGCCUUGGCCAAGAUACACAAAUACGAUCGCAUGAAGUUGAAAGGGGACUUAAGCACAGCUGGUGAAUCCGACCUCUCAAAUGUGGAGGCUGCUGUUGCUGCGGCAGACGGAGGAGCCUCUGGUGACGUGCACUGCCCUCAGAUUGACACCCAACAACUCAACCAGCAAAUUAGGGCAAUCAUGUCAGAGGUCAUUCCUUUCCUAAAGGAGAACAUGGACGAGGUGUGCUCCCAGCACCUGCUGACGUCUUUAUGUCGCAAGGUCUUGGCGCUCACCCAGCAGAAUGAUGAGAGCAAGGAGUUUGUGCGCUUCUUCCACAGACAGCUAGGCGGCAUUCUGCAGGAUUCUCUCAGUGUGUUCGCGGGCCACACCCUAAAGGACUGCGGCGAGGACCUUCUGGUGGAGAUCUCGGACAUCCUCUUCAAUGAGCUGGCCUUUUUCAGGCUCAUGCAGGACUUGGACCAUGGCAUUGGGGUCCCUUCUGGAGCCCGGCAGAAGAAAAGGAAGAAGGCUCAGGCACCUCCAGAGGCCAGUUACACUUUGAAGGAGAGCAUGAUGGUCCAGGUCAAAACAUCAGCUUCUCCAGAUGAAGACAAGCAGGAUAAAGAUGACAGGGAGCAGUACGCUAAUUCUUCUCAGCAGGGGAUGGACUUGGCUAGUCUCACGAGAAGUCAGGACGGCGGCGAUGAGGAAGAUGAGGAGGAGGCUGAAGCUUGUGGGAUGCCGCUCUCUAUCAGUCUUUCCAAAGCCGAGACACAGGCCCUGACAAACUACGGCAGCGGCGAGGAUGAGAACGAGGAGGAGGAGCUGGAGGAGUUUGAGGCGGGGCCUGUGGACGUCCAAACGUCACUGCAGGCCACGGCGGAAAGCCAUAUGGAGUUUCACAAGGAGGAAAGCAAGGAGAUGACAACUUACCUAAAUUCAGCAAACAACAUUGAGUCUGAAGUUGUCCAGCUGACUGAAGAUGAGCCAAUUGGGGUGGACAGUCACAGCCCUGAGGAGAAGGAAGAGGAGGACAUGGUCGCUGGUGCGCCAGAAGAAAAUAACAGAAGCUCAGAAGUUCAAGGCUUCCCCAAAGAGCCCAUCACCACCAGCAGCCCUGACACAGACUCACCAGUCAUGAUAAACGUGGACGAGGUGGGCUCAGGCAGUCAGAGGACGUCGGACGAAGACGACUUUGUCCAAGUGGACGACCUGCCCAUGCAGCUCAGCGUCAUGUGUGAGGAGGAGCUGCAGAAGAGGAUCGUGGAGGAACAGCAGAUUAACGACUUGCGGGUGGAAAUCCUCGGAAGCAACGCGGAAUCUUUGCCGGGGCUUGUGGGAAAUGACGAGGCUCUGAAGGAACCAGGAACUGCUGGCGCCCAGAAAGAAUAGAAAAACAUUAAUCAGCUGUUCCAAGGUUUGCACUUUUAAUCUGUUCUCUUGUUUAUGACCUUUAUUUUACAAGCAAAUACUGUAGACAUAAAAACUUAAUGCACACAUUACUAACAAUAAUUGUAGUCCACAAAGUGUGUGUUGUCAUUUGGGAUGAGGUCAUCGUCAUGCGCCUGCUGAGUUAGAAAAUGUUGGUUUGUUAACAUGUUAUUUCUCUUUUUAUACAUCUUUUAUCCCGCAAGGGUUUAGUUUCACCUCUUUUCCAUGUUACCAUGUUAUGAAGUUUUAAAUAAAAUGUUGGCAAUGUUAAAUACUCUUUUAUUGCUAGA